UGUUCGUUUCCUCAUUCAACUGAGCCAUUUGAAUGAAGCUGAGCGCGUUGUUCGUUUAGACACAAAAAGUACGACUCAUUCAAAUGGCUCAGUCGAAUGAUUUUCGAAAAUUUAGUUUUAAUUUUGCAAAUCAGUUGACUGAACCGAAUCGGAUCAUUUGGCUGGAACUGGUUCAGUCAAAAUGCGGAAAUGUCGAUAUUGCCCUUGAUAAAACUCAAAUAUUACAAACCUAAUUUUGUUAUUUUUUCAGUCUCAUCGUUCUCUCUCUGCCGACAGACCUCUCAAUCUCAUCUUCUCUCUCGCCACCAUGAAAGGAGCUUGAAGCUCUGACCUCACCGUCGCUCUCUCGCCAUCUCUCUCGUCGAGUCGUCGUCUCUCUCGCCAUCUCUCGCCGUCUCUCUCGCCAUCUCUCUCGCCGUCUCUCUCGCCCCCAUGAAAGGAGCUUGAAGCUCGUCGUCUCUCUCGUCAUUUCUCUCUCUCGUCAUCUCUCUGCCAUCUCUCUCUCGCCGUCUCUCUCUCUCGCCAUCUCUCUCUCGCCGUCUCUCUCUCUCUCGCCGUCUCUCUCGUCGUGUCUCUCUCGCCGUCUCUCUCGUCGUGUCUCUCUCGCCGUCAUCUCUCUCACCGGUUUGAUCUUCUGUGGGAAGCUAUUGUUCUUCAAGAGUAUUCUAACGCAAAGCUUGAGAAGGUUUUGAUUUUACGCUGCAAUGACCUCUGUCCCUGGUACUGAUAGCAUAUUAAGACUUUUAAUUGAGGAUGAUGAGUUGGACUUGUUAUUUGAUGAGAAUCAGUACAUGUGUGCUCUUUUGGAGGAAAUGGGUGGAGCAACAGAAGCUGAUGCUGAUAGGCAAUUAGUCAGGACAAACCGAGGUGAAGGUUGGCGACGUGUGCAACGUUUUAUGAAUGGGUCAGAGGUACAAUGCUAUGAGAUUCUACGCAUGAACCAGGAAACAUUUAAGAGUUUGUGUAAGGUGCUAUCAGAAAAGUAUGGGUUAAAGGAGACUCACAAUGUUUUCGUUGAGGAGAGUGUUGCAAUGUUCUUAGAGACGGUCGGACAAGAUGCAACUGUACGGGCUAUAGCAGAGCAUUAUCAACAUUCAACUGACACUGUGAAAAGGAAGUUAGAACAUGUAGUAUUGAGUUCUCUCUUGAAGCUUGCAUCAGAUAUUGUGAAACCAACGAGGAAUGAGUUUGCAACAGCUAGUCCUUUUCUAGAAGGUAAACCGCAGUAUUGGCCUUAUUUUAGGAACUGCAUAGGUGCUUUAGAUGGAACUCAUAUUGCUGUCCGUCCACCAUGUGAGAAUAGUGAGCCAUUUAGAGGUAGAAAAGGUGAACCAACCAUGAAUGUGCUGGCUAUUUGUAAUUUUGACAUGAGGUUCAUCUACGCUUAUGUUGGAGUUCCCGGGAGAGCACAUGACACGAAGGUGCUAACAUAUUGUGCUACUGAAGAAGCUUCUUUUCCUCACCCACCAGCUGGAAAAUACUACUUGGUCGACUCAGGCUAUCCAACCAGAACUGGUUACUUAGGUCCUCAUCGCAAGACUAGAUACCAUAUAGAUCAGUUCAACAGAGGAGGUCCACCAUCAAACACUAGGGAAUUGUUCAACCGCAAGCACUCCGGUUUAAGAUCAAUGAUUGAGAGGACUUUUGGUGUUUGGAAAGCCAAAUGGAGAGUUUUAGACAGAAAACAUCCCAAGUAUAAGCUGAAGAAGUGGAUAAAGAUUGUGACAGCAACCAUGGCCCUCCACAACUUUAUUCGAGAUUCGCAACAUGGAGAUACUGAUUUUUCAUAUUGGGAAGGAGUGGAAUCAUAUGAACAGCAUGGUGAUGAUGAAGAAGAACAUGUCGGAUACAUUCCGCAGGGUGAUAGAUUGAUGGAGAGUGUGCGUCACUGUAUUACUAUGGAGAUGGCAAGAGGAACUAGACUUCCAUACUAGCAUCAUACAAGUUGUUUCUCUUCUUGGAUUGUUGUAGCAAUGAGUGAAGAAUGUGGAAGUUCUUGUUUGUGGUCCAAAGAUAUGAGACAGUGUGGAAAACGUAUGACAUUGUUUUCUUUAGAUGGGUUUCUUUAAAUUGUUAGACAUCUUUUAAAUUUCAGUUUUAUAAACAUUAUUGUUAGUAUUUGAAUAUCUACUUUGAACGGUUUGAAAGUUUAUUAAAAUUUGAAUA
Molecule: messenger RNA, 2166 nt
Organism: Raphanus sativus (radish)
Lineage: Eukaryota; Viridiplantae; Streptophyta; Magnoliopsida; Brassicales; Brassicaceae
Exons: 6
Coding region: 705-1934 (409 amino acids)
Source: RefSeq, a predicted model, not a curated record